AACCAUCCCUCGCAUCUCUUCAAAAACACACUCUGUAAAUCUCAUACAAAAUGCCCAUUGCCAUCUCUCCUCCCUCCAUCUCCCACUACUCUUACGUCCCAGAGACGAAAGAGAAGCUCGACUGGGCCGAUCUUCCCACCAUCGACCUUUCCCUCUACGGAACUCCCGAAGGUAACGCACAACUCGCAGACACCCUCAUCAAAGCAGUCAGGACCAAAGGUUUCUUCUACGUCACCAACUUUGGUAUCUCUCAAGAGAAAGUAGACAAACAAUUCGCCAUCGGUCAAAAGUUCUACGAGCUCCCCUUGGAGGAGAAACUCAAGUACACUCCUGAUCUUGAGAAUGGAGAGUACAACGGGUAUAGGCCGGCGGGUAGGACCGUACAUGAUAGUGGGGUAAGGGACAGGACCGAGGUAUACAACAUCCCUAAAUUCGAUGGAUUCCACCCAAGAGAACACCCUGCUCCUGUGGCCGACAACAUCGGAGAGAUUGAAGAAUUUGCUCGUUCCCUCCACGACAAAAUCCUCGACCCUCUUCACACCCUCCUCGCUCUCGCCCUCGAACUUCCUCCCGACUUCUUCGUGAACCUCCACAAAUACGAAAACAAAUCAGAGGACCAUCUCCGUUACAUGAAAUAUAGCAAAUACCCAGCGGAGGAUAUCCCUAAGUUGGGAGGGUUUUACAGCAGGGGUCACACCGAUCUCGGUACCCUGACGUUACUGUUCAGACAACCCGUGGCGGCUUUGCAGAUCAAAGAUCACGAGACAGGAGAGUGGAAGUGGGCCAAACCUCUUGAUGGCAGUUUGACCGUCAACACGUGUGACACUUUGAGCUUCCUCACUGGGGGCUAUGUCAAGAGUACGAUUCACAGGGUCUCCGUCCCACCCAAGGACCAACAACACGUCGACCGUCUCGGUCUUCUCUACUUUGCUAGACCUCAAAACGACCUCGUCUUGAACACCAUCGACAGUCCCGUUCUCAAACGUGAAGGCUACACCCAGAACGAGUUUGAAAAGGCUGGUGUUCCAGUGCCUACCAUGGAGGAAUUCACAUUCAAGAAACAAAAAUGGCAACAGGGUACGGGGAACAAAGGCGCAAUUUCGUACAAGGAGAAAGAAGGACAGGAGAUCCUCCCGGGGUUCAAGGGCCAACUCUUCACCUGAGCUGGAUGACUGUAGCUGAAUAUAGCAGGCCUGACGCAGACGUGAGCUGUCAAAAUGAGUUAUAUGAAUAAUGCUUUCCAUCGAGG
This is a messenger RNA of Tremella mesenterica DSM 1558, 1249 nucleotides long. RefSeq lists its product as uncharacterized. Lineage: Eukaryota; Fungi; Basidiomycota; Tremellomycetes; Tremellales; Tremellaceae. The record is from RefSeq and is a predicted model, not a curated record. The coding region runs from base 51 to 1163 and encodes 370 amino acids. The transcript is spliced from 6 exons. Gene Ontology annotation, molecular function: dioxygenase activity.